Salvelinus sp. IW2-2015 is the source of this 1406-nucleotide messenger RNA. Its product is annotated as neuroplastin. The record is from RefSeq and is a predicted model, not a curated record. NCBI's taxonomy places the organism in Eukaryota, Metazoa, Chordata, Actinopteri, Salmoniformes, Salmonidae.
GCUGGUCCUGACAUCACAGGCCACAAGCGUAGUGACAAUAAGAACGAGGGCCAGAAGGCCCUGCUCUACUGUAAGGCCACUGGCUACCCCUACCCUAUCUGGACCUGGCACAAACGGACAAUGGGUUCUACAUGGACAUUGAAAAUUCCUCCGGCCGUUUCUUCAUUAACAACAAAGACAACUACACUGAGCUGAGCAUCAUCAACCUGGACAUCGUCUCCGACCCGGGGGAGUAUCAGUGCAACGCCAGCAACGUGAUCGGCACGUCGUCCGUGGUGUCUGUGCUGCGGGUCCGGAGCUACCUGGCCUGGCUUUGGCCUCUGCUGGGCGUCCUGGCCGAGGUCAURAUCCUGGUCGUCAUCAUCGUGGUCUAUGAGAAACGCAAGAAGCCAGACGACAUACAAGACGAUGACGAACCAGCUGGACCAAUGAAAACUAACUCCACCAACAACCACAAAGACAAGAACCUUCGUCAGAGGAACACAAACUGAGCAGAUUGAUGUCUCAUUAUUAAUAAUAACACAUUAUACAUGUAUUGACCAUAUGAAGGUAACCAGGAGAGAGAUCCAUAGCAAUGUGUUAAUGAGGAGGAGGAAGAGGAGGAGGAGGAAGAGGAGGAGGAAGAGGAGCUACUGUAAAUGUCUGUAUUGUAUGAUGAGGCAUGCCUUCUGAUUUGAUUAUCUGUCUAUCGUGUGAUGGGGGUGAAGAAGGUGAUCAAUGAAUGUGAUCCCCAUAACAUUAUGAAUGGUUUACGAAGUGUCUACGAAGCAUUAUAACCAUUGUGGCUGCAUGCAGUUAUUGAUUGUUGCUGUUUAUUUAUUUAUUAUUUAUUCUUAUCAGAUUCUUAUCAUUUUCUAUUUUUUACUAAUUCUGAAGUAACGCAUGCAAGGUAUUCUAACCUUCUGUUUGGUGUAGACAUGACAUGACAUGACAUUACUUUUUGCUCUCCAUCUCAAAGGGCACCCUAGUCCAUAUACAGUGCACUACUUUUUGACCAGGGGCCUGAGUCUCAAAUCCAAAAUAGCACCCUAGUCCCUAUAUAGUGAUCUACUCUUGACCAGGGCCCACAGGGUAGUGCACUGUAUAGGGCAGGAGUAUUCUGACCCUACUGUAUAGGGCAGGGGUAUUCUGACCCUACUGUAUAGGGCAGAGGUAUUCUGACCCUACUGUAUAGGGCAGAGGUAUUCUGACCCUACUGUAUAGGGCAGAGGUAUUCUGACCUUACGAGGUCCGGAGCACUGCUUGUUUUCUGUUCUACAUGAUAAUUAUUUACACCCACCUGGUGUCCCAGGUCUAAAUUAGUCCAUGAUUACAGGGGAAUAAUGGGAUAAUUUUUUUUAUGAAUUUGAAGGAUAGACUUUUAGAAUAAAAGGUGCUAUCUAGAACCUAAAAAGGGUUAUUUGGCU